Messenger RNA from Truncatella angustata, 1367 nucleotides. RefSeq names its product mitochondrial resolvase Ydc2. The record is from RefSeq and is a predicted model, not a curated record. Gene Ontology annotation, molecular function: crossed form four-way junction DNA binding; Y-form DNA binding; flap-structured DNA binding. Gene Ontology annotation, cellular component: mitochondrion. The transcript has a single exon. Lineage: Eukaryota; Fungi; Ascomycota; Sordariomycetes; Amphisphaeriales; Sporocadaceae. Bases 231 to 1199 code for a protein of 322 amino acids.
AUCCAUUCAUUAUUAGGACGCCAGGCUCGACGCGUCAACCUCAGCUUAAACAAUCGCGCUAUUUGGCAGAGCGCCUUUUGUAUUGACAACCGUGUUGACCAUGACUUACACGCAUCUUCUCCCUGGGAGCCUAGGGAUCGUCGCCUAGAGCCAUCCACCGUGAGAAUUGAGCAAGAUGAGAUGGGCCAAAAAUCAAACCCAACAUUAAAUAUCCCUUGUUGUCCACCACCAUGCUUUCAGCUGCCAAACUGGCCCAGACCUUGAAACUGGCCGAGCUCAAGACUUUAGCAACAUUAUGUGGUGUAUCCUCGUCUGGCACCAAGGCGAGCUUGGCUCAGCGGCUUCAAAGCUCAGUCUCUGGUGUGACGGUUGAAAGUGGCAUGCCAGCAUCAGAACAGCGCAUCUUAUCCGUGGACAUGGGAAUCCGCAAUCUGGCAGUUUCGUUUCUUACUACAUCGUCCAAGUUCAAGAGCGACGGGCUUGGGCCACGCACACCACCACUUGGUGUCACAGUCAAUUCAUGGAGUCGCGUUGAUCUCACACGCUUGAUGGGAGACGUACAGACGGACGAAGAUGCAUGGAGCCCCGACGUAAUGUCUGAUAUGACUCUUGAUCUGGUCCAGAAUCUAUUUUUGAGCACGGAGAAAUCGCCGACUCAUAUCCUCAUCGAGAGACAGAGAUUCAGAAGCGGUGGCGGUUCAGCGGUCCAGGAAUGGACCUUGAGAGUCAACACCCUCGAAGCCAUGAUUUACUCGACACUAAAAACGAUGAAGUCUUGCGGUCAUUGGAAGGGUAAAAUCAUCCCGAUUGUACCAAAAAGGGUAGGACCAUUUUGGGUUGAGAGUACGACUGAGAGCGAAGGUAUUUUGGACCAUGAUAAAAAGGCGUCGAAGUCCAAGAACUCCAAGGCUAGACAUAAGAAAGAGAAGAUUGACCUCAUUGGGAAGUGGCUGAUCCAAGGCGAGAUAAAGCCAGUUGGCCAGGCGGACAUCAUGGCAAAAUCCUAUCUCCAGCGCUGGCAAGGAAAACGAACCAAGAAAUCAACCAAAGAUGAAAAUUCUGACGGCGAUCGUUUGCAGAAACUCGACGAUCUCGCCGAUUGUCUGUUACAAGGACUAGCUUGGAUAAAGUGGCAGGAUAAUCAAAGAAUCCUGAUCAGUGGUGGCCCGGCGGCUCUCCUUGAAAAUUUGUCCUCUUGAGUAGUUCGUCAAUAGUCGGUGCGACGUCUGCGCAUUUAUCUUGCUUAGCUAUUACUACGAACGAGACACGCAUGUCAUGAGUUGUGUGUAUUGGGAGCAUAUAAAGCGACGAGUGUAAUAUCUUGCGCAAAAGCAAAUUUAAUUCAGGCAACCCCAAUUGCCUCGUCA